AUGCACAACACUAGGACUAUUGAAGAAGGCACAGAGGUCUAUCGGCCCGGAGGAUUUCACCCUAUUUAUAUCGGUGAUGUAUUCAAAACCCGGUAUAAAGUCCUCAAUAAGAUUGGAUAUGGCGUUUAUUCAACAGUCUGGUUUGUCAGAGACCUACAGUCACAUGAAAAUGAGUACCGAGCUUUGAAGGUGCUCAGCGCCGAGUGUUAUGAUGGCACGCAAGCCCCCAUCUUCGAGCGAGAAAUAUUGACUCAUCUCCGCGACUGGGACCGCGCCCAGCUGGGUUACAACCACGUCUGCCAUCUCCUAGAUGAUUUUGAGCAUUGUGGACCUAACGGAACUCACGUCUGCUUUGUUUUUGAGCUGAUGGGCGAGACGCUACGGAGCUUUGGCGCUUGGUUCAUCGAAAGCAGACUACCAAACUCGGUGAUGCGCCGAUUCACCAUUCAGCUCUUACUCGCUCUUGAUUUUGCUCAUGACCAUAACGUUAUUCAUACCGAUAUCAAACCGGAUAACAUUUUCGUCAAGUUUAGGGACUUUUCCCUCAUAGAGUCGGGGUAUCUAGCUGAGGUUGUAAUUUCCCAACAAGAUCGGUCCGAGGAACAGUACUCAGUCAUCCCCUCAACACCCUUACGCCGCUAUUACUUCAACGAAGCCAACAGUGCGCGCGUUGCUGAAUUUGAUAUCGCUCUUGGAGACUGGGGCGUCUCUAGCUGGGCAGACCGACAUCUCAGCGAGACAAUCCAGCCUGUGGCCCUCCGAUCAGCCGAAGUCCUAAUCCAGGCGCCGUGGAAUGCGAGCACCGAUUGGUGGAACCUCGGGUGUGUCUUGCUCGAAGUGUUCCAGGCGGUUCGUAUGUUUAGCGGAUUGGUCCCGCCAGACGGCCAUUACGAGCUUAAGGAACACUUAGGGGAGAUUGUGGAUUUGUUUGGACCGUUCCCCAAGGAGCUUCUGGAAAAAGGGGAUAAGGGGCUUGUUCGGGACCUCUUUGACGACGAUGGCCGGAUCAAGGACUCUUCCAUGGAUCUACCGGAGCUGGCAUCGGAGGCAUUCUUGCCAGGUCUCAACCAAAGUGUUAGAGAUGAGUUUGCCUCCUUUUUGCAUUUGAUGAUGAAAAUUAAUCCUACUGAUCGGGUUUCGGCUGAGGAUCUAUUGCGACACCCGUGGUUAGGUGCGCUUUAG
Penicillium griseofulvum is the source of this 1182-nucleotide messenger RNA. RefSeq names its product serine/threonine-protein kinase. The record is from RefSeq and is a predicted model, not a curated record. Gene Ontology annotation, molecular function: protein kinase activity; ATP binding. Gene Ontology annotation, biological process: spliceosomal complex assembly; regulation of mRNA processing; protein phosphorylation. NCBI's taxonomy places the organism in Eukaryota, Fungi, Ascomycota, Eurotiomycetes, Eurotiales, Aspergillaceae. The transcript has 3 exons. Bases 1 to 1182 code for a protein of 393 amino acids.